Messenger RNA from Haliotis rubra (blacklip abalone), 912 nucleotides. RefSeq lists its product as uncharacterized. Bases 109 to 849 code for a protein of 246 amino acids. Lineage: Eukaryota; Metazoa; Mollusca; Gastropoda; Lepetellida; Haliotidae. The record is from RefSeq and is a predicted model, not a curated record. The transcript is spliced from 3 exons.
UUUAUCAGAAGCAACACUAUAACAUCAGCUGAACAGGUUUGGUCAUAAAGGCGUGAAUCCGUCAGUCGGCAAGAUUCCUUCAAGUUGCUCGGGGUGCAAGAACAUAGAAUGACUGAUACGCGUUCAGUAGUAGAAUACUUUAUUGUAGUUAUGUGUUUACAGCUCAAUUUCAUAGGCGUUGAUUGUUUAUGCUUUGAAUGCAAUGAUUAUCGUCUCUCUGAUUUCGAAGGGAAGGCCGUUACAGACUUCCAACUCGCUACGUUCCUUCAUGUGGAGAUGGCAGGAUUUUGCACCCAAAGGUGUUUACAGGACCACAGAUGUAGGUCCUACAGGUACAACACAAGGACGAAGACAUGCUCUACCUACGGCUGUGGCUUCUCCCUCCCUUCGAAGACUCUGAACCCCGUGACUGAAGAGGGUGGAUCAAGACUAUAUGCGUUCUGUGGACGAGGUCCGUCGUUUGGGAUGAAGUGCGUGACGUCAUCAAAUUGCGCCUUCGGAAACUCAGCAUGCGCAGACGGCGUCUGUGUAUGCGUGACGGGGACAAGCUACGACGUCACGACUGGCAACUGUCUGAUUCGUUGCACCAUAUACGGCAGUGAAAGCAGUACUUACCCCGAAUCUGGAAUAGACGGCUGCAACAUUAACGCCCUGACAACGUCAACAAUGCAGGCGUGCAUUGCCGCAUGCAAGGGAGAGAUUGGCUUUGGGUGUAUCACUGCGGAGUUUUACCAUGAUGAUGGCACAUGUUACCUCUGUGACACACCCGCUCUAGAGCUCCCUGAGGGGUACGUUAGUUCUGGUACCGACCAUGGCUGGUCCCUGGCAGUACGACACUGUGCACAAUAACAAUACUGCAAUAACAAUACUGCAAUAACGAUACUGCUCAUACUGUGACAAUGAAUCAGAACG